This is a messenger RNA of Paramecium sonneborni, 534 nucleotides long. The record is from the annotation of a GenBank genome assembly. Lineage: Eukaryota; Ciliophora; Oligohymenophorea; Peniculida; Parameciidae.
AUGAUAAUUUUAGUAAAAAAUCAAAGAAAUAUACAAAUUCCUAAUCCUCUUAUCAUAAUAAAAAACUUACAAGUCCUUACGAAGAAAAAAGUCCUCUCGAAAUAUGUUACAGCAAGAUAAUAUCAAAUGAUUAAGAUAACUAAUUUUCAUCAUCAUAGAGAUAAAAAAUUAGAUAAAGGAAAAUUCUUUAGUUUUGAUGAUCAAAAAGAAAACUUAAUUAAUUGUCCGAAGUGUGAAAAAAUCAUUACCAGAAGUAGUAGGUACGAUAAAUAAAUUAAGAAUUCCUUAAUAUGGCUUAACUAAUAAAAAGAAGAUCAAAUUAAAAAAUAUAAUGUUACAAAUGAUAAAAUAUUAAAUGCAAUUGAUCUAGUCAAUCAAAAACUCUAGUUUGUUAAAAACAAAAAGUUAAAAGAUAAAGAUAGCUUUUUCGAUAAUAUACUUUUAAAAUUAUAAUAGGAAAAUAAAUUAACUAAUUCAGGAAGAGAUUCUAAGAUGACAUAUCACUAUUUUAAUUGUAUAUUAAAAGUUAAAUGA